Rosa rugosa (rugosa rose) is the source of this 1302-nucleotide messenger RNA. Its product is annotated as mediator of RNA polymerase II transcription subunit 25-like. The record is from RefSeq and is a predicted model, not a curated record. The transcript is spliced from 10 exons. Bases 1 to 1302 code for a protein of 433 amino acids. Lineage: Eukaryota; Viridiplantae; Streptophyta; Magnoliopsida; Rosales; Rosaceae.
AUGGAAGGAUAUAUUGAUGAUCCUGAAGGAACACCUUCCUUCAGCGAUGCGAACAAUCCUGACGUACUUCUUCUUUUGUCGAAGGACUUCUUAGAGGCUCAUGCUGCCCUUAUUCAGUAUGUAGAAGUGAACAUACUGUCAGCUCCGGAGAUAAGUCAGAUAACAGACUCUGAGCUUGAAUAUAUUGCUUUAGUCCAUUUCGGAGACAACAGUGAGUUUGAUUAUAUAGGAGAUAUGUUGGAUCCACCCGAGACAGAUAAGCAAGAUCAUCGUGCAGAGAACAUUCUCAAUGAAACCGAAGAAAUGCUUCUUGCAGCAACACAAGACAGUUUUUCACAAGCACCUUCACCCACCUGUUUCAUUAGUGAGACAUUGUCCAGUAGCCUUAUUCAGUACCCCGAAGUACAAGCAAGGGGAUCUGAAGCCGGAGAAAGUACUGCUAGUACUACGCAAGCAGAACUCCACUCUCCACAGCAGGCGCAACAAAUACUUGCAACUCGUACCAUAAGUGGAGUACACAGAUCGCAAGGAUCUUGCAGGGAUCCAAGUAGUCCACAAACCACAACUUCUUUAGACACUUUUGCAACAACUUCUGGCAACUCAAGGGGUCCACGAGCAUCUUCACGUACUCAAAGAUCUCAAAUAAGUAUGGAUCCUAAUUUCAAACCAAGAAGAAGUCCAAGAAUUGCAUCAAGAGCUACUGUGGACCAAGGAGGACAUGAAGGUGCUUUUGCUCGGUUUGGAGAACCAUCUGGUCCACACACAUCAGUAUCUCUGCAAAGAAGACCUGCACAAAAAGGAUUGAAGCCUCUUCCUGCUAGUAUGCAAUGGAAAGAAGACAUAUACGAGCUAGCAUGGGAGGGUACGAUCUUCGCCAAGAAUCAAGAACGGCUUGUUCUAGUCAGUAAGGCAAAGGCGCACAAGAUGAAGUCUGCACCAGAGAGCCUUACUACUGGUUGGCCACGACUGCUGAAGAUGGGUAAUGUUAUACCAGAAGCCACUUUUGGCAGGUCAUAUGAAAGACAAGCCCAUGAUUUGAUCUUUGAGAUUACGGGUGACGAGAAAAUAUAUGACCUACUAAAUAAGAACGAGCUGUGUAUAAGGUUCAUCCUGCCUACUCAGUCACUGAUAAUUACCCCUGCUGAACACAACCACUUCACUGGGAGAGUGUAUGCAGGGGAAGGACCUCUAGUGGAGCAACAUCUGGUUGAACAAUACAAUCAACAAAGGGAUCAGCAGCACCAAUAUGCCACAACUGGUACAAGACUGCGCAAUGAGCAAGUCAUUGUACUGGAUGACUAG